Messenger RNA from Aureobasidium subglaciale EXF-2481, 3180 nucleotides. RefSeq lists its product as uncharacterized. The transcript has 2 exons. Bases 1 to 3180 code for a protein of 1059 amino acids. Gene Ontology annotation, molecular function: RNA binding; protein binding. Lineage: Eukaryota; Fungi; Ascomycota; Dothideomycetes; Dothideales; Saccotheciaceae. The record is from RefSeq and is a predicted model, not a curated record.
AUGUCAGCUCCUCAACGUGGAGACAGAGGUGGAGGCGGUCGUGGUGGCCGAGGUGGCCGAGGUGGCCGAGGAGACAGCAGUCGUGGUGGUCCUUCUGGCCGUGGUGACUCUUUCGGUGGCCGUGGCGGUCGGGGAGAUAGCCGUGGUGGUGCUGCACCCAGGGGAGAUCGUGGUGGCGGCUCCUUCCGUGGCGAUCGCGGUGGUGGUUUCAGAGGCGAUCGUGGCGGCGGCUCUUCUCGAGGCGACCGUGGUGGCUUCCAGAGUGAUCGCGGUGGUCGAGGUGGUGGAGCUCCUCGCGGUCGGGGAGGCAGCUUUCAGGUUCCCUUCCACGCUGGACCCCCCGGCAACAGCAUCUUCCUUGAAGGAAAUGUUCCUCAGCCCGAUCAGGCAGUCCAAUCCCUUGAAGACACUCGUGUCAAGGCUACCGCCGGCCAGAUGAUUCAUGGCUUCCCCGGACGUCCAGGAUACGGCACCAUGGGUAUACCCAUUGUGCUACGUGCCAACUACCUUCACUUGAAGACUGCUUUCGAGACAGGAAAUCAGGAGGUUCCUCUCUUCCGCUACGCUGUUGGCACGGCUGGCGGCGAAAAACUCAGCAAACCAAAGAUGCGUCUCCUCGUGACCAACCUCAUCAAGGACCCAGUCUUUGCCGACUGUCAGGUUGCGACUGAUUACUCAACCAUCAUCGUAACAACGAAAAAGCUGAAUCUUGGUCCUGCUGAUCGCAAGCAAGGCAAAAUCGAAGUCAUAGAUCCUAGCUUGCCUGCAUUCCAGGGACCCGACAAUGCCCGCGCACAAGAAGCGAGGAACCGUCGUACUAAGGGCUACGAACUGUCUCAGACAGGAGAAUUCAGCCUGGCUGAACUUGUUCGAGCUCUGCAAAGCACUCAGAGUGGCGCAUAUUUUGAAGCCUUGCCCGAUGUUACCCAGGUUUUGAACAUCAUAAUGGGAAAGACACCUAAUGAGACGGCCAACGUCUAUUCCUUGGGGCAGAACAAGUACUAUCCCGGUGCUGGCUCACCCUUGCUAGAGCAAGUAGACAUCAGUGGUGGUCUCCAGGCGCUUCGCGGAUACUAUGCUAGCGUUCGCACCUCUACCAACAGGAUCCUGGUCAAUUUGAAUGUCGCUAGUGCCGCGUUCUAUAAGGCGAUCCCUGUUAUGGAUCUGGUUUCAGAAUAUGUUGGCGGUGCUCCUGGUCAGACUCCAGGACCCCAAGAUGUGGCCAGAGCUGGAGCCUUCAUUCGUAUGCUACGCGUGCGUACAAACUACCUCAAAGCGCUGGGUACGAACGGAAAGCCUAAGAUGGAUGCUCAAGGUAAGCCUCAGACCGUCGCACAGACCAAAUCGAUCGUUGGACUUGCUCCAAGGCCUAGAAAUGGCAGUGCUAAGACAGUCUCCUUCUCCUGGACCGAUCACAAGAACCCCCAAGCCGCAGCUCGUAGCGUUACCGUGUUCGACUACUUCAAGACUGAGCUUGGUAUCACCCUUAGACACCCAGACUUGCCCGUCCUGAACGUUGGUACGGGAGGCGAUCCCUCAUACCUGCCCAUCGAACUGGCGACAGUCAUACCUGGCCAGCCUGUUAGGAGAUUGUUGUCAGGAGCGCAGACGACACACAUGAUCAACUUCGCAGCGAGAGCACCUCGACUUAAUGCAGAGUCUAUUGCAGGAACCCCUGGCAAUGGCCUGAAGAUGAUGGGUUUCAACGGUCCCGCACAAGUUAUGAACAAGUUCGGUUUCGAGGUUUCUAAGGAGCUCAUUACAGUACCUGGUCGUAUCUUGCCUACUCCUAAGGUAUGCUAUGGCAACAAAGAACUGCAAGCCAGAGAAGGAUCCUGGAACUUGGUCGGAACCAAGUUUUCUAAGCCAGGCUCAAUCGGAAGUUGGGCUUGUGUAGUCCUCAAUUAUGACGACCACCGGGGUGCUGCACUGCUACCUCGGGGUUCUCAGAUGCAAGGCAUGGAUGUGCUCGAUGAUAAUGGACUUUUGGCGGCCCUCGAGCGCCACUUGACCGCGUACGGAGUCCGUAUGGGCCCGCGACUCCAAACACAGCACAACACUAUUCCCCGACCUAACGAGCAUAGCCGGCACAUCAUUGACGCCAAGCUGGACGAAAUUUUCCUUAAAGCUUCGAGCCACAAAAUCGAGCUUCUCUUUAUCAUUCUCAAGGAAGCCGACAAGUGGCUGUACAGUCGCAUCAAGUACUACGGCGAUGUCAAGCACGGCUUAUUCUCGAUUAACGCUGUGGGAAGUAAGCUCCAGAAGCCCAAGGGCCAGGAUAUGUAUCUGGGCAACCUGGCUCUCAAAUUCAACAUCAAGGGUGGUGGUGUGGUCCAUACACAGCGCGACAUGUAUCCCCUUGAUGGCAAGAACACAUGCAUGCUUGUUGGCAUAGACGUAACCCACCCCUCGCCUGGCUCUGCGGAAGGCUCCCCAUCUAUAGCCGGCGUUGUUGCCAGUGUAGACGAGCACUUGUCUGCUUUCCCUGGAUCUUUGAGAUCGCAAAGGGGUAAGGAAGAGAUGGUCCAGGGGCUCACUGACAUGAUGCUCGAGCGUCUUGAGCUGUGGCGCAAGCAUAACAGAACCCUGCCUUCUAAGAUUGUCAUCUUCCGCGAUGGUGUCUCAGAAGGACAAUAUAACCUUGUGCUUGAUCUGGAACUUCCGCCUAUCCAAAAGGCUUUCGAGAAGCUCUAUGGCGACUCGAAGAAGUGGCCCAAGGUCACCAUAGUCAUUGUAGGCAAGCGACACCACACAAGAUUCUACCCUACAGACAACAAAUCCAUGGACCAAAGAACUGGAAACCCCAUGCCGGGCACCGUUGUUGACAGGGGGGUUACAAGCCAUAUCCUCUACGAUUUCUUCCUCCAAGCCCACAAGGGCCUGCAGGGAACAGCCAGGCCUGCUCACUACGUCGUCAUCAAGGAUGAACUGAACUUCGGCGCAGACGCCCUCCAGACCUGGGUCCACAAGCUUUGCUACAUGUUCAACCGAGCUACCAAGGCGGUGUCCAUCUGUCCACCUGCAUACUACGCCGACCUGAUUUGCGAGAGAGGUCGUAUGUACCUCUACUCGACGCUCAACGAGAACCAAAGUGCAAACGGCUCAGCCUACAAUGCACAGACAGCCGAGUGGACUCAAGGAGUUCACCACAGACUGAGCGAGAAGACGUUCUACAUUUGA